AUGAUAUUGUCGAUGCUGUUGAUUCUAUCUAUUAAUCAAUGUUUCAGUCAAAUAGGUUUUCCAAAACAAUUUCAAGCAACAUUGAAUAUAAGUGGAUUAUAUUCAUGGCAAACGCCAUCUGAAGGUUUUCAACAACUAUUGUAUGAUUAUGAAAAUUUAAGAGUUCGUAUUGAUAUUCGCGGAUGGCGAUCGCAACAAAACGAAACUUACAUGAUUCAAUACAAACCCCAAAGUGCUGAAGCAUAUUCACCAGCUUCGCAGGGUUAUACAAUGUUUAUUUUCAAUCCUGAUUAUCCAGAACCGACAAAAAAUGAUUGUUGGUACAGAACAGAUCCAAUGGGUGAUAUAGGUCCAUUUCCGACCACUUGGUUCUACAAUUCACAAGAUCACACUGAAAUUCAACCAUGGUUUCCAUUACCAUCGAAUCUUAUCAAUAAGGGUGAAGAAUGGAUACCAGAAAUUCAACUAAAUGCAAUAAGAUAUGAUUCACCAGAAAUAUGUGAUUUAAAACGAUCUGGUAUUGGCAAAGUUCCAUGUUUGAGUUAUUUUGAAACACAAGAUAGACCAGUUAAAACCAUUCGUGCACGUGCUGCUCACGGUGGUUACGAUAGUGAUGAAUACAUAAGUACCGUUUAUUUAUUAUUUACGCAUGGUAUUCCAUCAGCAGCUGAACAUUUGUUUGAUUUACCUGAUCAAUGGCCCUCUUAUUGUGGCAAUGCAAACACGGGUAAACUAUAG
Messenger RNA from Rotaria sp. Silwood2, 738 nucleotides. Lineage: Eukaryota; Metazoa; Rotifera; Eurotatoria; Philodinida; Philodinidae. The record is from the annotation of a GenBank genome assembly.